CAAAUAGCGUUUUAGCAUCACAAGAGCCACCUCUACACUAUGAUGACGUUUCAGCCUCAGUAAUGGUCUGACCGUGGCGAGAGGAUAGCGUGCCGAACCUCCUUCUGUACUGAGGCUGCGUGGUGAGUCCCGCGGCCAUGGACGGGAGGCGGAGGGCAGUGAGGGCAGCGACGGUAGUGACAGUAGUGGUGGUGGUCUGGGUUCUGCCUGACCUGGUGAACGCUAUCUUGAGUUGCAAAGACGGAUUCGCUUCGAGGAACAACUCCACCUCUGUCAGUCCGGAGUGCUACAGGAAACAGUGGUGGCGCGCGGUAGAGCAGAAUAAAGUACCAGGAAUGUGUCUCUCGAACCUCCAAAUGUCCACGCCCUGCCAGAACAACGUCACAUGUGAAGGUCUGAGGUCCCGCAGAGAGGUGAUGCAUCCGAAGGAACACAUCCGCGAUAAGAAGAUCCUGUGCUCUGAGAUUCCGGCGGUCCCCGCAAACAUGGUGCUGGCGAGGAGUGCGGAUGGAUUCCUAGGAACCUGUAGGGAGGGUUACGGCUUUUCCUCGCCUUUCAUCCAGUCUUUGGGAAUCCGGUGCCAGGCAGGCGUGUGGGUCAAGAACCACACACAUCCCUGCCGCCCCCAGUGCAGCAAUCAAUGCCACAACGGCGGCACCUGUAUUGAUGUGGAGACUUGCCUGUGUCCACCAGGCACUGCGGGUCCCAAGUGUGGCACCCUCGUCUGGGGCACGUGCCGGACUGACGUAAAGUGGCAGAACGUCAUUGUGAAGGCAAUCGUGCAGGGGCUGCUGCUGCAGUGCCCUCGAGGCUACAAGCUGCUGCAGUACAAACCCUACGAGCACUGGCUGCUACAGUGCAAGGCAAGGAGGUUUGAGGAGCCGCCCGGCGUUACUUGGGAUCAGGAGAACCCGUGUCGCCCAGUGUGUGAGCCUCCCUGCCACGAGGGAGCCACGUGUGUGGCGCCGGGCAAGUGUGACUGUGGAGACGGAAUUGCAUGUGCGGACUGCGAGACGAGGCAGCUGUGCGCCCUGCCCGUCGUCCGGCACGGCGCCGCCUACAGGCUGGCACCUCAGCUGUCGAGGGUUAGUUGCUUUGGGGAGCGCCUGCCCGCUGCGAGGAGUCGAAACUUGCUGCUGCGGUGCUCGAAGGACCAUUGGGUGACCGCAGGCGGCAAGACCGUUGCUGCCAACCAAGUGAAUUGUUCCUUCUCCUGUGACCGAGAGUGCCAGAAUGGCGGCCGUUGUGUGGGCCUCAACAGGUGCCAGUGCCGUGAUGGCUUUGUGGGGUCCUUUUGUGGCCACCCGGUGUGUGGCAGCACGCCCCUCAGGGUCCCACACGCACUUUACAGCAUGACGUCCUCCGCGGGCGUGGUCUCCGGCACGGUGCGCUGCAAUGACCAGUACCGCCUGGCGUCGGGGGAGCAGCAGACCAGCUUUCAGUGCAGGGGUGGUACGUGGUACUUUUCGGGCGAUAUGUCAGGCCACAAGCUCGUCGAGUGCCACCCGUUGUGCUCCCCUCCGUGUGUCAACCGUGGAACCUGCCUGGCGCCAGGCCAUUGUCUCUGUUCUGGAGGCUUCACCGGGAAGUACUGCGAGCUGCGCCCCACCUCGACCACGGAUGGGAUGCGAUGUGUGUUCCCUUUCUCCAACGGCCACAAGAUCUAUAGUUCGUGUGUCAUUGCGGACGAUAAGAUUCCUUGGUGCCCCACGCAGGUCAACCUUGACAGGAAACCGCUCGCCUGGCAGAUGUGCAAUACUACACACAAUUUGGAGAAGGUGGUGGGAACAAUCUCAGGUCGCUCGUGCGCCUUUCCCUUCAAGUGGAAUGGGACGACAUGGUGGAAGUGUGCGCAUGAUGACAAGGACAGGUACUGGUGCGCUACUCACGUUACCACCAAUGGGCACAUCCUACAGACGGACUUCUGCUGGCUGGACCAUGGUCUUCCCCACACACAGCCAGAGUGCCAUUCCUCUAUGGGCUGCCCUCUGCCAUCCAUCCCCGGAGCCUCGGUAGUCGAGAUACCCUUCGCAGCCUACCCAGGACUAGCCACGAACACCGCCACUUCCACCACUACUACUACAACCAAGCCCAUCACUACCAUUGCCAAUGAAAUGCCUACUCUUGUAAUUCCACAAAUACCAGGCAUGCCCCCACUGCCCCCACUGCCACCACUCUUCCCACUUCUUCCAGAUCUCGUACCCCCGCCACCACCCCCGACUCCUCCACGCAUGCUCCCCCAGCCACCACCUCUCCCACCCAUGCCCUUUGUGCCGCCUCCUCCUCCUCCCAUGCCACCGCCCUUACUGCUGUUACAGCAACCAAUGCCUCCCCAAAUGCCACAACCAAUACCGGUGUUCAUGCCACCAUCAUUUCAACCACAACCAGUAAUGCAGUUAGCACCAAUAGUACCCUUGCAGCAACUACAACCGUCACCACCACAGUGGGAGACGCUCACUGCCACGUUGCUGGAGGCUCCCAGGCGCCUUAAUUGA
Molecule: messenger RNA, 2495 nt
Organism: Scylla paramamosain (green mud crab)
Lineage: Eukaryota; Metazoa; Arthropoda; Malacostraca; Decapoda; Portunidae
Product: protein eyes shut homolog
Exons: 12
Coding region: 138-2495 (785 amino acids)
Molecular function (GO): Notch binding
Source: RefSeq, a predicted model, not a curated record